Messenger RNA from Procambarus clarkii (red swamp crayfish), 1242 nucleotides. NCBI's taxonomy places the organism in Eukaryota, Metazoa, Arthropoda, Malacostraca, Decapoda, Cambaridae. The record is from RefSeq and is a predicted model, not a curated record.
AUGGAUGGUAAUAUUCCUCCAGGACACGUGGAUGGUUAUAUCACUCCAGGACACAUGGAUGGUAAUAUCCCUCCAGGACACAUGGAUGGUAUAUCCCUCCAGACACAUGGUGGUUAUAUCCCUCCAGGACACAUGGAUGGUAAUAUCCCUCUAGGACACAUGGAUGAAUAUCCCUCCAGGACACGUGGAUGGACACAUGGAUUUUAUAUUCCUCCCGAACUCAUGGAUGCUAAUAUGCCUCCAGGACACAUGGAGGCUAAUAUACCUCCAGACACAUGGAAAUAUCCCUCGAGGACACCUGGAUGGAGACAUGAUGGUUAUAUCCCUCCAGGAUACAAUGAUGGUUGUACUCCUCCAGGACACGUGGUUGGUUAUAUCACUCCAGGACACGUGGAUGGUAAUAUCCCUCUAGGACACAUGGAUGGUAAUUUCCCUCCAGGACACAUGGAUAGUAAUAUCCCUCCAGAACACAUGGAUGGUAAUAUCCCUCCAGGACACGUGGAUGGUAAUAUCCCUCUAGGACACAUGGAUGGUAAUAUCCCUCCAGGACACAUAGAUGGUAAUAUCCCUCCAGGACACAUGGAUGGUAAUAUUCCUCCAGGACACGUGGAUGGUUAUAUCACUCCAGGACACAUGGAUGGUAAUAUCCCUCCAGGACACAUGGAUGGACACAUGGAUGGUAAUAUCCCUCUAGGACACAUGGAUGAUAAUAUCCCUCCAGGACACGUGGAUGGUAAUAUCCCUCUAGGACACAUGGAUGGUAAUAUCCCUCCAGGACACGUGGAUGGUAAUAUCCCUCUAGGACACAUGGAUGGUAAUAUCCCUCCAGGACACAUAGAUGGACACAUGGUUUAUAAUAUCCCUCGAGGACACAUAGAUGUUAAUAUCCCUCCAGGACACAUAGAUGUUAAUAUCCCUCCAGGACACAUGGAUGUUAAUAUCCCUCUAGGACACAUGGAUGGUAAUAUCCAUCCAGGACACAUGAAUGGUAAUAUCCCUCCAGGACACAUAGAUGGUUUUAUCCCUCCAGGACACAUGGAUGGUUAUAUUCCUCCAGAACUCAUGGAUGCUAAUAUGCCUCCAGGACACAUGGAGGCUAAUAUACCUCCAGGACACAUGGAAAUAUCCCUCGAGGACACCUGGAUGGUAAUAUCCUUCCAAGACAAAUUGAUGAUAGUAUCCCUCCAGGACACAUGGAUAGUUAUAUCCCUCCAGAACACACGAAUGGUUAUAUCCCUCUAG